AUGGCGCCCUCCAAGGCUAAGGACCUGGACCGUCCAAGUGCUAGCGAGCGCAUACAUUCUGGCCUGGAGAACAUCCUGCCAGCGAGCUUCAUCGAUAUGCAAAAGUGCGCUGGCGACUUCCCCAAGGAGAACAAGUCACAUCUAUCUCCACACUCUCGGCCGUCUGCGACCCCACUCUCCAGUUUGUCGCGUUCCGUAUCGUCCAUGACAGACAGCUUCAUGCUAGAACACUGGGGUCCCUCUUCUUCAAAGUCUACGCGACCUGAACACGAUGCCAGAGACAGCGCAGAGGCCCCACCCAAGGGCGAGGACGCGCCCACUGUCAUAUCAAACUGGGCGCAUCUUUCCUACAUUAAAGCCCAGCGUAAUACGCUCCGCGCUGAACUCAAAGCACACCAGGUCGCAGGGGCUGAAGCGAAGCGGUCGGUGACAUCACUGCGGCGUCUUGCUUUUCGCAUGGCCGUAAACAUAUCGGUCAAGGAGAAGCAGAUUGCAACUACUGCAAGGAAUCUGGCCAAAAGUAGGACAAGCCACUAUGUGGAGGGCAAGGAUGCACAGAAGAGAGUGGAGGAGUUGAAGAGGGCGCUGCGGGUUGAAGAAGGCCGGAACAAGGAGAUCCUUGAGGCACUGGAGCGGGCCUCCAUGCUGACACUUCAAUCAACCAAGGAAGAUGGAAAGCUUCUGGAAGCCACACGUGAGGGCCUGGAACAGGAGAUUCACAGCCAUCAGUCUCGGAUUGCUGCUCUAGAACGCUCGAGGUCUACAGUACAAGAGACGCUGGAGUCAACUAAGGCGCAGUUGACCAUCACAUCAGGUGCCGAGGAGACGCUGAAGCAGGAGCUGAAGGCCAAAUGUGAUGAGAUCGCAGAUUGGGAGCAGAAGAAUGGAACUAUGCAUCAUACGAUCGAAGCGCUACAAAAGGACAAAGUCGACCUAAAUAACCGUCUAGACGAACGAAAUGCCGAGAUUAGGAAGCUCGAGAUCCGUACAGCCACUCUUGAGGAAACUCUACACUCUUUACGCAACAAGGUCGAGACCGCUGACCGGUACGAAUCAUCUCUACAGGACCGCCUUGCCGAAAAGGAGAGUACAUGCCAGGAUCUGCAAAAGCGACUUGACCGCGGACAGGAGCACGUCUCACGUCUAGAGCAAAAGAUCACCAGUUACGAGAAAGAUGCGGCUGAACACUUGCGGAAGAUUGAGAUCGGUGGGAGUGUCAUCCUUACGCUGCGUGAGCAACUACAAGAGUCGCAAUUGUCAAGCAAGAACACCGGAGACGCCCUGACAGCUUUGAAAGAGGAGCUGGAACAGCUCAAGACUAAGUUGGAGGCUGCGAGCGAUGCCAGUCGAGCGCUGUCUGCAGAGCUUGAGACUACCCGGACCGAGAAAGCCAACACGCAGAAGGAGUUGCACGCUGCCCAAGAGAGCCUCGAACGCGAGGUUAAGUCGAAAACCGACCUUCAAGCGGAGCUGGAUACUCUACGCACCUCUCACGACGCCAUUGAGGAAGACUUACUACAAGCUCAACAGCGCAACCAGUCUUUGGAGGCGACCGAUGCCAAGAGUCAGGCACAGCUAGAGACACUCCGUGAUGAGAAGGCGGCACUCGAAGCCGAUUUGAAAGACUCCCGACAGCUUUUGUUCAGACUACGUGAGGAUGUACGGAUGAGAGACGCCGAGCUUUCCGACCUGCAGUCUGUCAAGUUGAAGCUUGAAAAGAAGCGCCAAAUAUCAGAAGAGCGCGUGUCGAAUUUAGAGCAAGAACUACAUCAGGUGGAGGCGUCAAAGCAAGCUGCCGAUGAGCAGCAUGCGCAAGAAAUCCAGAAGAAUGCCGAACACCUUCGCGAACUGGAGGCAUCCAUGGUCAGCCUUCGCACUGUGCUUGACUCGUCAGAGAAGCUUGAGGCUUCCUUACGUGGAGAGCUGGAUCGCGCGCGCAGUUCCAAGGAUGCUGUUGAGAACGAGCUCGAACAGGCACUUCGAUCAAAGACGGAUCUUGAAAGUCAGGUCGAGCACAUCCAAUCACGACUCACAUGGACUGAAGGCGAUCGCGACAGCUUGCAGACCAAGAUUACCCAACUUGAGAACGACUUGCGUACUAGCUCACAGGCUAAGAGUGGACUUGAUGCGCGACUCUCUGCUACGACAAAUGAGAGUGACUCGCUCAAGGUUCUUAUCUCGGAACUGGAGGCUGCGCUUACAGACAGCACUGAUGCGAAGACGAAAGCUGAAGAAGCAUUGUCGAUUGCACAGCUGGAUGGCGAGACGUCUAGCAAAGACUUGGCGGACCUUCGUGAGAAGCUUGAACAAGUUGAAUCUGCUAGGGAUAGUGUGCAGCAGGAGCUGAGCGACGCGACUCGCUCCAACACAGAUUUUGAGGCCCAGCUUAGUGCAGCGAAAGAUCGCUUGACUAAGGCGGAGGAAGCGUUAUCAGCAGCACAGCUUGACGGCGAAGCAUCUAGCAAGGGCCUCAUGGAUGUUCGUGGGCAACUCGAAGAGGUGGCAGCAGCUAGAAAGGGUUUGCAACAGGAGCUCAACGUUGUGAUCGGCUCCAACAAGGACCUGGAGACUCAGCUCGGCGCAGCGAAGGAUCGCUUGAUUAAGUCAGAGUCUGAGGCUCAGGACGUACGCUCGCAACUCUCGGGGUUGCAAGAUGAGGUCGCAGAGCUUCAUCGAUCGAAACAGCAACUCAAGGAACACCUGCUGGCCCACAAUGCCUCCCACGAAAAGCUCGAUGAGGAUUUACUGCUCACUCAGUCUCAAUUGAAGGAGGUGCAAUCCCAGAUCCCGCAUCUUGAGGCGCGACUAGCCAGCAGCGAAGAAGAGCUCGAAGCUAUGUGCCGAGCCAAGGUCGUCACUGAGAAGCGACUCGAGGAGACACAGGCUGCCAAUGCUAGCUUGGAGAGGGAGCUUGAUAUUGCGCGAAAGAACAAUGAGGAGAUCAAGGGUCGACUCAAUCGCACCACUACCACCAACGCGCAAUUGGAGAAGGAUCUCACUACGACACGUUCCAAGAUGGCAGAGUCGGACGCACACAAGACUGAACUCACUUCCAAGUUAGCCGACGCAGAAAAAGAGCUCGACGGCCUCCGAAAAAUGCAGGACGAUGUCGAAAAGAAGUUAGGCGAAGCGUUGGCUGUCUCGGCAAGCAGAGAAGAAAGUCUAUCUUCGACUCGCACCCGGCUGAACGAGGUUGAAUCUCAGAACGCCGCCAUCUCUGCGGAGCUUACCAGAACGAACGAAGAGUUGAAUGCUCUUCAACACGCGAAGAUCGAGCUGGAAAGCAAGGCAGGUAGCGCUGAACAGCAAGUCGGCUCUCUUCAGGAUGAUAUGACAAACAUGCGCUCACGCAUAGCCGAACUGGAAUCAAACAGCACUGACUUGGUUUCUAAGCUGUCAGCCAGCAGUAAAGAGCUGGAUGAACUCAGAUCAGUUCACACAAAGCAUGAGGAGUCUUCUCGAUCCGCGUCAGAUCGCAAUAGUGCGCUUGAGGCCGAAUUCCGCGCUGCUCAGAUGCGGCUGGACAUUGCUGAGUCGGAAAGCCUUGAAAUGCUUAACGACCUCAUUGCGGCCAACGAAGAACUCGGAUCUCUUCGCGAGUCGAACGCUACGCUUGGAGCUUCGGAGAAAGAACUGUUCGCCCGCAUUACUGCAGCAGAGGAAGAGCUCGAGAGCACACGUGAGAAGAACGCAAAGCUGGAAGCCUUCCUUGAGCGUGUGGAAGCCGACAUGGCCGAUGCUCACUCCGCCGUUGAGGAUACCGAGAGACGCUACCACGAAUUCGUGGAAGAGUCGCAAGCCAAGCUGGAUGCUGCGAAGGAGUCGAAGCAAAGAUACAAGCGCCGACUUUCGGAGAGGAACAACGAGCUUGAGAUCCUCAUCAAUGAGAACUCAGACCUUCAUCAACAGAUCGGCGACCAGACACGGGAGCUAGGUGCGCUUAAGAAGGGCAAAGGCAAGCUGGUCGAAGAGCUGUCAAAGAAGGAGAAGUACAUCGAAGAACUCGGAUCUUCUACUGAUAGCAGGAUAAGAUCAAUGAACUCGGCAUAUGACGGUCUCAAACGGAAGUUUGAAGAGCAGCAGCAACAGCAACGAGAGCUAGACGGCAAUCACGACAACGCCGUUCGUCUAGAAGCUGAGCUAGAGAGGAAGAUGACUGAGAUUGAAGAGAUGCGACACCAUCAGGACGAGUAUGCAGCGUCAUUUACUGCGUUGGAGCAGGAAGUCAAGGCCUUGCGAGAUGACAAGCGAGCUUUUGAGACCUUGAUCGCGACAUUGCAAGAUAAGAUCAGACAUUUGGAAGCCCUGGAGCAGUGGGAUGAGCCCAAGGAGAACAAGGAGUCGGGCGAACUCCAUCGCACUUCCUCGCCCCGCCACAUCACCAUCCAUGACGGCCCUUACGACACUGCUCCUUCGAGUCCAAUUUCAUCUCACACAAGGAGUUCGAUUGGACACAUGAGUAUGCAGCAUGAGAGGCCGCAGACUAGCGCGAGCACCGUCUCUCACGAGGGUGAUCCUGAGUCCUGGGGCCUGCGGAUAGAAAAGAUACGCAUGCAACGCGAUGACGCAGCCGUCCAACUCAAGGGUAUGAAGAAGUCGCGACACAACCUCAAGAAGACUUUGCGGGAUACAGACGCGCAACUUCAUCGGAUGGAGAAGGAGACCAAAACGUACGUAUCCUGUACUAAUAUCAUCAAACGAUCGAGAUCAGCAGCUGACAAACCCAGUAAACGUCCCCAAAACCUCCUCCGCAAGAAGUCCCGUCCCAUGACACCCAACCCCCUCACCGCCUCGCCCGACUUAUCCCGCAACACACCCUCCCCGCGCAUCGGCAGCGCACCCCAAACACCAGAUCGUCCUAAGACCUCCCACGCAAUCUCCUCCUUCUCGCCUCGCUCAACCGUCAACACCAAUUCGAGGCAUAGCACCUACAUCGCUCCCAGCGCUCCUAUGACGCCUGAAAACAAGACUGCGCCGUCUACGCCCGAACGACCUAAGACGAGUCAUAGUAUCAGACAUAGACUGAGUUAUAGACCGACGACUAGUGGCGGUGAAGAACAUGUACAUAAGGGUCAUGGACACGUGAGGAAGUGGAGUUCAGGCUUGAGGAGUUUGUUCCAUAAGGAUGGGUGA
Molecule: messenger RNA, 5133 nt
Organism: Alternaria ventricosa
Lineage: Eukaryota; Fungi; Ascomycota; Dothideomycetes; Pleosporales; Pleosporaceae
Exons: 2
Coding region: 1-5133 (1710 amino acids)
Source: RefSeq, a predicted model, not a curated record